This is a messenger RNA of Hypoxylon trugodes, 438 nucleotides long. RefSeq lists its product as uncharacterized. The coding region runs from base 1 to 438 and encodes 145 amino acids. The record is from RefSeq and is a predicted model, not a curated record. The transcript has a single exon. Lineage: Eukaryota; Fungi; Ascomycota; Sordariomycetes; Xylariales; Hypoxylaceae.
AUGAAUGUUCUUGACCAUGUUUCCCGGGCCCGUACUCAUCUAGAACAAAAACGCAAAGAUGCAGAAGACAAACUGAUCCGUCUACAAGAAAAGAUGGCAAAAAAGAUCAGCAAAUUACAGCAACUUCAUCGCCAAGAAGACUUAUUAAAAAGACGCGGUUUAGAAUUAUUAAAACUUAGUAAAGAACAGGAUACCGAAGAAGAACAGGCCCACCUAGCAGAAGAACAGGCUCACAUUAUCGAAGAACAGGUCCAAGUCAAACGAGGACAUGGCAUUCCUACCUCUAAGACUUCUUCCUUAGCCUUCCCCUCCUCCUUAUCUGGGAUAAAUUUUGAUCUUGGCCCGAUGUCACCGUCGACUGCGGCCGUAUGGGCCUUGGUCGGUCAGGGUUUUGGCGGUGAAAACCCUCAAUCAACCUCUGGACCCCAUCACUCAUAA